Pelagomonas calceolata is the source of this 1021-nucleotide messenger RNA. Lineage: Eukaryota; Pelagophyceae; Pelagomonadales; Pelagomonadaceae. The record is from the annotation of a GenBank genome assembly.
CCGGGAGCGCCUGCGCUGUGCGUUUUGGGGACGGCCGCCGACCGCCGCGCGCGCACCGACGAGCCAAAGGGCAGCAUCAUGGGGGCAGGCGCCUCGGCCAUCCCCGUCGACGAGCUCACAAACCCCGCUGAAAGAGCUCUGUACGCGAAGCUCAAGGCCCAGUACGACGCCGAGGUUGAGUCAUGCGACACCGAUACAGAGAAAGCCAUGUUAAUGAAAAAACUAAGACAGCAGUACGAUCAAGAAGUCUUGAGUACGACCAUGGAGGACCACGCCGCUAUACAAUGCGGCGACGUCGUGCAGGCGCCCGUCGAGGGGAUGUUUUACGAGGGCGUGGUCAUUGCGAUCAACGGCAUGAUGUGCACGGUCGACUUUGGCGAGGAUGACGUCCAAUCUGUACUCUUGGAUGUGUGUCGGCGAGUUCUAGCGUGGCACACGAUCGAGGUCGGCGAUGAGGUCAAAGUGAGGGAUGUCGACAGCGCGUUGGAGUUCGUGGGCCACGUCACGCAAGUGACGACGGGUCCCGUGGGUCCCGUCUACGAAGUCAAGUACGAUGAGACUGAUGAGGUCGAAAAACACAUCGCGCCGGACCGACUAAGGAAGGUCAAAUCCGCUCGUUCUUCGGCCAUCAAGCGGUGGCACAAGGCCUACACGGUCAUCGUGGCCGCCCACGCCUUCGAACAGGCGGGCAAGGGCGAAUUGGAUCUGUCGAGUGAGAGUAAAGAGGAGAGCAAGAUCGACCGCACGGUGUCGGGUCGAAAUGUUGGAGAUGGUGCGGUCGGCGUCCUGCCGAACGCGGACGGUCUCGAUCCGGACUAUGAAGGGGCCAAAUAUGCGAGAGGGGCUCAGGCAGCGAGAGAGCACCACGAGUCCAAGGACGGCCACGUCGAGUUGCUGGCGAUGGACGACGUGGUGUACGCGGACGAGGGCUCGGCGCUGGACCCCGACUACGAAGGGGCGAAGUAUGCGCGCGGGGCGGCCGCGGCGGGUGCCAUGCCCGAGGAGUAAGUGGGCACGUGUA